Sphaeroforma arctica JP610 is the source of this 1540-nucleotide messenger RNA. RefSeq lists its product as hypothetical. The record is from RefSeq and is a predicted model, not a curated record. Lineage: Eukaryota; Ichthyosporea; Ichthyophonida. The transcript is spliced from 3 exons. Bases 1 to 327 code for a protein of 108 amino acids.
AUGAUGCCGUCAUGCAGUGAACAUAUGGCGCCCCUUCUUACGGCUCCGGCGGAACCCACUUUCCUGGGUGUUAUAACUGCGCAGAACGGCGCCCUCUACGAAUUGAACGUCAAUUCAGCAGCCAUGCCCACAAUUAAUAUUGACGCUUCCAACAUGGACGGUGAUCCGGAAGGAGGGCCAGAGCCAGGCUCCGCACCUACGUCACCAUCCGACAAAGAUGGAAACAAAUCACCAUCAGCAGCUACACACAAUGUCUCACCCAAUCCAUCGCCGGCUGCCAAAGACCAUGCUGCAAGAACGGCCAAGGUGGAUGGUAAUCCACAGUAAACCUUGUGCCCACUUUGGUUAUAGAGAUGUACAACGGCUAGUAUGAUGGCGUGUAUCAGUGAUUCUACGACUUCAUUCGACUACAAAUGAGCCGGGCUCAGCACCCGCGCCUUAAUAGAAUAUCGGCACUGAAACGACUCAGGGCCUUCGGCUAUGUCCAAUGGCGAAUCCAAACCAUCGCCUUUUGCCAGAGGUGUGCUAAAGUGCUGCGCGAGGGUCCGAGCGCGCGAGGUUGAUAGUAUGCCACAAUCAUCAGUCACAUUUUUCUCUGAUUGUCAAUUUGUUAAAGACCUCGAGAGAUGUGUGGUAUUGGUAGUACUAUGGACAUACAGUUCAAGCAUCACGUUAAGAUGACAGUAGUAUAUAUACGAACAGUGAUCGUCGGCGGCCACGUCGGACUCACCUGAACCAUGCCGAUUGCCGAAAUUAAUUCAGCAAAAUGAUCUCAAGGUGGGUGGAUCUUUGUGCAGUAUUCCGUUGUACUCACUUGGGACGUAUGACCUGGAACUUAAAGUGACAGUGUCCCUGCCAGAUCUACGGCUAGAAUCCGAUUCGAGGUGUCCAUAUAACUGACACCAUUCUAUAGACAAUUGCGCUGGAGAUGGGCUUCAGAAAUUGGCACAAGUUGUACCAAAUGUCACGUCCAAAUCAUAUCUCGAUACCGGUGGCAAUGCCACGAGAACCUUCCAGGUAGUAAAUUUACCGCAAUAGACCAUUGCAUCUGCGCUGAAAGAUUGAAUAUUCAAUGCAUGUGCGACUGCUACAUCUAUUUGAGUAGUAGUUGAUUCCUCUGCAUUGCUAUGGAGUAAGUUCAUCAGCGUUUCUGCGCACAGGCACAAGUAAUGGAUCUGAGUCAAGCCUCUUGCAUCAAGCUGGCUGAUUGUAUGGUCGUUUUACGUCGGUCGCUGCUGAUGUUCAUACUAAAAGGGGAAUCAUAGUACUUUGUAUUGGUAUGAUCUAUCUGCAUUAAAGAGUGGGGGUUACUAUCGACCUCGGAGAUCCCCCCUCUUCCGUAUUGUGCGGCUUCAUAGGAAAUUUUUCAAUAUCAGAGAUUAGUACAAUUUAUUUUAGAUUGUACGAACGUAUAUAAAAGCGGGUUCAAGGAUCAGCUUCUAUUUGCAUGUAGACCGACUGUAUUCUUUACCAUCGUCCUAUGUUUGCUUCCUUAUUUGCUAAGGUAGCUGAGAUGGGAACAAUAAACCCCCAUUAGUCA